UAACUUCAGAACACAUCUGAAGUCCUCUGCCAUAUGUUUAGGAGGCAAAACCUGAGAAAAGCUUGUGGCCAGAAUCAGACCACUAUUUGUCCCCUCCUUGGUACCAGUUUUACCACCAAUUAUUUUUUCACAGCCAGCUUUUGAGAACUUUGAGUAUAAUUUGAUAUCUGAAAAUUUACACACGCGUCGGUGAUCCUCAAGCUUUUCGGAGAAUCACAUUCUUCUUUCCAUCUGGAAAAAAAAAAAAGCAUCAGCUUCUGGAAUCAUCCCACUGAGACCUACUUGAAAGAGAUUCUCCUGUUCCACUUCCAAGCAUGGGUGUGAAGAACUUCGAAGCUUGGGAUUAUGUGGUGUUUGCAGGCCUCUUCGUCAUUUCCUGUGGAAUUGGUGUGUUCUUUGCCAUAAAGGAGAGAAAAAAAGCAACAUCUCGGGAAUUCUUAGUAGGAGGAAGGCAAAUGAGCUUUGGUCCUGUAGCUUUGUCUCUGACAGCCAGCUUCAUGUCAGCUGUCACUGUUCUGGGGUCUCCUGCUGAAGUCUACCGCUUUGGGGCAUCCUUCUUCCUUUUUCUCAUUUCUUAUGCAUUUGUGGUCCUUUUCACAUCUGAACUCUUUCUUCCUGUGUUCUACAGAUCUGGCAUCACAAGCACCUAUGAGUAUCUACAGCUACGGUUCAACAAACCAGUUCGCUAUGCAGCAACUGUCAUCUACAUUGUGCAGACGAUUCUCUACACAGGAGUUGUGGUCUACGCCCCUGCUCUGGCUCUCAAUCAAGUGACUGGCUUUAAUCUCUGGGGCUCUGUAUUUGCAACAGGCAUCGUCUGCACAUUCUACUGUAGCUUGGGAGGUUUAAAAGCAGUGGUGUGGACAGAUGCAUUUCAGAUGGUUGUCAUGAUUGUGGGCUUUUUAUCAGUUCUCAUUCAAGGAUCAAAUCAGGCUGGUGGAUUCGACAAUGUAUUAGAACAAGCAACGAAUGGAUCUCGGCUACAUGUAUUUGACUUUGAUCCAGAUCCUCUUAGACGGCACACGUUUUGGACAAUUACAGUAGGUGGAACUUUCACUUGGCUUGGAAUCUAUGGCGUUAACCAAUCAACCAUCCAGAGAUGCAUCUCUUGCAAAACAGAAAAACAUGCUAAGCUUGCCUUGUACUUUAACUUGUUGGGUCUCUGGAUUAUUGGGGUGUGUGCCAUCCUCUCUGGCUUGAUCAUGUACUCCUACUUCAAAGACUGUGACCCUUGGACUUCUGGUGCUGUCUCAGCACCGGACCAGCUGAUGCCAUAUUUUGUCAUGGAGAUUUUUGCCACUAUGCCAGGGCUACCAGGACUCUUUGUGGCUUGUGCCUUUAGUGGAACUCUGAGCACAGUGGCUGCCAGCAUCAAUGCUUUAGCAACAGUGACCUUUGAGGAUUUUGUCAAGAGCUGUUUUCCACACAUCUCCGACAAGCUGAGUACCUGGAUCAGUAAAGGCUUAUGUCUCUUUUUUGGCAUAGUCUGUACCUCCAUGGCUGUGGUUGCGUCCUUCAUGGGGAGUGUUAUACAGGCUGCCCUCAGCAUCCUUGGCAUGUGUGGGGGUCCGAUGCUAGGUUUAUUCACUUUGGGGCUCGUGUUUCCUUUUGUGAACUGGAAGGGUGCACUAGGAGGCCUCCUCACUGGAAUCACAUUGUCAUUUUGGGUGGCCAUUGGAGCUUUCAUUUACCCUGCACCACCCUCCAAGACAUUACCUUUGCCUCUAUCAACAGACAAGUGCAUCCAAUCAAAUAUAACAGCAACAACAACAGGAGCCCCACAGCUUUCCAGCAGACCUUUCCUAGCUGACACCUGGUAUUCACUCUCCUACCUUUACUACAGCACUGUGGGCUGCCUGACGUGCAUAGCCGCUGGGAUAAUCAUCAGCUUCCUUACAGGCAAGCAAAGAGCCAAAGAUAUUGACCCUCUUUUAAUAAGACCAGUUUGCAAUUUAUUUUGCUUUUGGUCUAAGAAAUACAAAACUCUGUGUUGGUGUGGAGUUCAGCACGACCGGGAAGCUGAACAGGAUCACCUUGACAGUGGCAGUGCCUGGAAACAAGGGGUCGAAUCUGCUCUACAGAAUGGACUGAAGCAAGAAAGCCUGGCUCAGAUUCCAGGCUACAACCCCAAGGACAAAAGCUACAGCAACAGCAUGCAGGAGAAGACUACUCAUUUCUAGGAUAAUCCGUGCAACUGACAAUAUACUCACCUAUACACACACAUGUACUUUGUGUCACUUCUUGUUGUAGCCAUGUGUACAAAUUCUUGUCAGAAAAGAAGGAUGUCCAAUACCUAUUUAUACUUAUUUAUCGAAUGUGACUGUUUCUCUGGAUAUUUUUUUUUGGAGGGGGAAGCCCAAAAUGCAAGUGAGAAAAAUCAGUUGAGGCUUUAAGGGAUUGAUGCUACAUGCCUAAAGACUGAACAGGACUGAGUUUUAUAAUUCUGAAAGGAGUCAAAGUCUCUUGGAUUCUUUUCAGAUUAAACCUCCCGGUUUGUUGUUUGUAGGAUUUUUUUUUUCCUGUGCUGAGAAUUAAGCACAAGACCUUGCUCCUACAAAAUACCUGUCUGACCACUGACCCUAGUUAACAUUUUAAAGUUUUAACCAUCAAAAUAUCAUGACAAGGUAAAGAUUAAACAUAGAGGAAAAUCUACAUAUUCAAUGUUACUCUGACAAGGCCGAUAAAACAGGAAUGGCAUCAUCUCCAACCUCAUGUCUUGCAUAUAUAUAGACAUAUCCAUGCCUUCCUUUGUGGGCCACAGCUACAGUACUUAACUUCUAUCAGUAUCCACAAACUGCCUUCUUUGUGUGUUCCUUUAGCCAUUCCUGCUGGUAGAGCUAGUCUGACCCAAAGAAGGAUAACCUUACUAAGGACAUGAGAAGAGAAAUCAGUCUUCACAGUGGGAACAAUCACAUAUAAACACAUUAUUCACUUUGUGCUAUUGAGGCAAUGUUUCUUCUUGAUUUCUGUUACUUUAAAAUGAUAAAUGUGGAGCUGGAAAGAUGGCUCAGCGGUUAGGAGAACUUCUUGCUCUUCCAGAGGACCUGUGUUCGGUUCCCAGCACCAAGUUGAGUAGCUUUCAGCUGCCUAUAAGCCUAGAUCUUCAGGGAAUCUGAUGUCUUUUUGUGACCUCCAUUGACAUUCACAUUCAUGUGCGUACACACACAUAUACACACACACACACACACACACACACACACAUACACACACUAAAUAACUAAAACAUUUGAGGUGAAAAAAAAAAUCUGUGAUUAUCCGGAAGUCAAGACUAUAAUCGACAAUGCUAAAUAAAGGAAAAAUCAUACCUUACAUAAAAGCUGUGAAGUCAGCCAGCAUAUCUUCAAUGAACCAUGUAAACAGUACGCUAUUUAUAUCAGAGGUCAUUAGCCAUAGAAUCUUUUCCAUUAUCCACAGAACUCAUCCAAGUCACAUGUGCAAGUUUAUGGAACUCCAUCAGAAAUAAAUAAUAAAGUAAGCACUAUCUUAUUUUAAGUCUGCAGCAUAACUUCAAAGUUCUAGAGCAGAGGGUUCCCUUUUACUCAAACUGAACAAAUAUGCCUUUAUAUAGAGAACAGAAGCACAUACAAAAAAACUAAACAUGUAACACAGGGAUUGGAACUUUAGUAGUUGUGUGGUGAAGUGGAAGAUCAUAGUUAAUAGCCUAAGCGAUUCUAGCAUUCUUUCCUUCCCACCUUUACUCUUGAAAUGGCAUCUCAGAAUGGUGUUACGGGGCCACAUUAAGGAGAAGUGGGUUAAAUGUGGGGCUGUUUUGCCAGAGAAUGUCCAGAAAUUUCUCCAUACAUUAUGCUGUGAGUGGUGAGUUUUUAGAAGUGGAAAGUGUGUUGAACUCAAUACUAGACUUUGUGCCUCUUAUGCAUAAUCGCAGACACUGGUGAGGAUAAGCAUGUCUAUUGCACUAAACUCAUUUAGAUGGUUGUCGUGCUUUUUGUCAUGAUUUAUAGUAAAGAAUAUAGUUUGUUGAGUGACACAAGGUAUCUGAAUCAAAUGACUUAGACUCAAACAUGAGUUCUGACCAAAUUAUCCUGGUCGUAUGUGGAAAAGACUUUUUAAAGUAUUAGUUUAUUUUCCAAUUAAAAGAAAUGGAAAACUAUUUUUACUUAAGAGAAUUAUUGUGGUGACUUAACACAGUAACUAGCCCACUGUCACUGUGUAGUGUAUGAAGAAAAUGGUGUUCAUUUUAACUGAAAUUAUUUCGUUGUUUCUCUUUGAUGACAUUGAACGCACGUGCAUUACUAGCAUACUGUGCAAAAAUAAAACAAAUGAGCUACGCAUGAUUACAAGUCAGAACUAGUGUUCUGAGUUCCUAAACACUGUAUUUUAUAUUAAAGUAUCUAUAAAACAUUAUUAAAACUUCCUACAUUCCUAAAAAUGAGAAGAGUCUUAUCAUUAAGGUCUACAAGUUCAUUACUUAAAACAAUGUACUCUAUUUUGGUUUAUUAAGCCACACAUUUGUAAAUUCCAGCCUUAAGCAGAUAUGUUGAAUGAUGUUAAUAACACAGCACACAGAAGCAAGGCCGAAUCUUGAAACAACAAGAAGGGAAUGAGAUUUGAUUUACUUUUAUUCAAACUGUUUUCUGAGUAAUUUUAGUAUUUUGUGACUUUAUAGGGGUAACACAGUUUCAACAGGAAUAGAAGAGCUCAAGAAGCUGUGACACUUUCACAAAGUAUUUAAAAGCAAGUAUUACUGAAAUGUUUUGAUGGCAUUACAAUCUUUUCAGAAUAUUGGAAAGCACACAUGUAAGACAAAAUGUGAGGUUUUUUUCACCUGUUUGGUUGAAGGUCAAUUAUUUUUCAAAAUACUUUAGAUAAUUUUCAGAAUUUUUUUACUGUGUCCAUUUGAAGAUUUACAGAUUCCAUAUGCUAAAUAUUAUAAAGUAAAUUUAAAAAGGAUUUAACUACCUUGCCCAAUAUUAGAAGCUUUAUAACCGGAUUCCAUUCUGAACAACUGUAAUUUAUUGAGUAUCACCAUGGGAGCCAUUUGAAAUACUAAAGCCUUAACGUAUGGUUGAUAGAAAAAAUACUAUUUCUAGCUCUUGGAAAGAUUGAAUGCUAUAAUUUCAAACUCUCAAGCAAAUCAAUAAAGAUUUUCAAAUGUGAAUAACAAA
Psammomys obesus (fat sand rat) is the source of this 5126-nucleotide messenger RNA. RefSeq names its product solute carrier family 5 member 12 (gene Slc5a12). Gene Ontology annotation, biological process: sodium ion transport; transmembrane transport. The coding region runs from base 315 to 2180 and encodes 621 amino acids. The transcript is spliced from 15 exons. The record is from RefSeq and is a predicted model, not a curated record. Lineage: Eukaryota; Metazoa; Chordata; Mammalia; Rodentia; Muridae. Gene Ontology annotation, cellular component: membrane. Gene Ontology annotation, molecular function: lactate transmembrane transporter activity; symporter activity.